UGACUGUAGAGGAGGUGAUCAACGAGGACGCGCACGGACGCAUUGAGUCCGCAGAUCUUUUCGUUUGAACGCUCUCUUCCGUCAUGCCCAUGCUUGCGAGCUUCAGCAAACAGCUCAGGAGGAACCCAGCUCUGAUCCCCCUCGUCGUCUUCGUCGGUGGAGGAGGGGUCAUGGCAGUGCUGCACUCAGCGCGGGUGGCUCUAAAAAACCCUGAUGUCUCAUGGGAUCGCAAGAACAAUCCUGAGCCGUGGAACAAAAUGGCACCCACUCAGCAGUACAAACUUAUAACAGUUAACAUGGACUACUCCAAACUGGAGAAGAACAGACCGGAUUUCUAAGUGCAGCCUUUUCACACCUGUUCCUUGUUGCUCUCAUUGAUCCACUUUGCUUCUGUUGAGCGGAGACGUAAAUCAUCCCUUUAUGAACUGCUGUAUGAAUAAAGCGAACAGCCACCAGUCUUUUAAUUUAUUUUCAUGACUUUGCUGCAUUAUAAAUUAUUGAAUGUGUAA
Messenger RNA from Thalassophryne amazonica, 509 nucleotides. It is a transcript of the gene coxfa4b, whose product is annotated as NADH:ubiquinone oxidoreductase subunit A4. Lineage: Eukaryota; Metazoa; Chordata; Actinopteri; Batrachoidiformes; Batrachoididae. The coding region runs from base 84 to 338 and encodes 84 amino acids. The transcript has 4 exons. The record is from RefSeq and is a predicted model, not a curated record.